Molecule: messenger RNA, 3241 nt
Organism: Solea solea (common sole)
Lineage: Eukaryota; Metazoa; Chordata; Actinopteri; Pleuronectiformes; Soleidae
Gene: smg8
Product: SMG8 nonsense mediated mRNA decay factor
Exons: 5
Coding region: 81-2834 (917 amino acids)
Biological process (GO): nuclear-transcribed mRNA catabolic process, nonsense-mediated decay
Source: RefSeq, a predicted model, not a curated record
UGCUGCGCCUACUCGGACCUGUCUGUGUCACGGAAGCGGAAAUCGGUGCGUCAGUGUUUUUAUUCCCCUGACUAGCAAACAUGGCCGGCGGCCCCGUGAGUCUCGCGGCUCUGCUUCAGUCAGACUUCGUUGAAGAUGCUUUGUACCGGGACGACGGUCUGUGUGUCGUCGGUAUCUUCGGUAAAAGUAACACGCCGCCGUCUUUACUGAAGGAGUCUCUGGUCAACACUCUGGCAGACAAACACAUCUUCCCGCUCUUCGGCCGCGCGGACGAGGAAACUGCGGACAGCCACAUCCAGGCUUUCUACAACCAGGAGAACCGGGUGCUGUAUCUGCUGCUUUCCUCCGUUUGCGACUUCCGCCAGCUGUUGCGGGCCUGCCAGACUCUCAGCGCCGGCGCCGGGCACUCUGACUCCCACGACUUCUGGGAAGGCCUGGAGAGGCAGCAGUGCCUCCAUCUGCUGUACAUGUUCUCCGUGUGCCAUGUCCUCCUGCUCGUGCACCCGAACCAGACCUUCGACGUGACAUAUGACCGGCUCUUCAGGGCCCUGGACGCCCUGCGGCAGAAGGUGCUGCCUCUGAUCCGAUCGGCCAUCAAGGAUUGCCCGGUGUCCAAAGAAUGGAAGGUGAACUGUCGACCCUGCCCUCCGCGCCUGCUCUUCGUCUUCCAGAUGAACGGCGCUCUGAAGGUUUCUGGGAAUGGCUCGGAGUCUGGAGGAAACCCGGACAAGCCCAAAAAGCACUCUCCCAGGAGGAGGCUGCAGCACGCCUUGGAGGACCAAAUUUAUCGCAUUUUCCGUAAAAGCAGAGUCCUGACCAACCAGAGCAGCAACUGCUUGUUCACCGUGCCGGCCAACCAAGCGUUUGUGUAUGUGAUACCGACAGCAGACGAGGACCCGGUUGGGACCUUGCUCGGUCAGCUGCGCUCCAAUUGCAUCAUGUGCGAACAAGACACCACCACGCUGGUGUCGGGGCCGAGGCGUUACCAGCAGGCGAGGCGUUCGGUUCGGCAGGCCAGCUGCAAUGGAGACUCGGGCCUCAUGUCUCUGGGCAGUCAGCUGGUGGACUGCAGCUUGAAGGAAUUCCUCUGGCAGCACGUGGAGCUGGUGCUCACCAAGAAAGGCUUUGACGACAGUGUCGGUCGCAACCCACAGCCUUCGCACUUUGAGCUGCCGACCUACUCUAAGUGGGUCCAGGUCGCCUCCAGGCUCCACCAAGUCCUUAUCAGUAACACGGAGGAAGAAGUCGCUGAACUGUCCACAAAGGUGAAAAGCCAGCUGAAGGUUUUGGAGGGUUUCCUUGAUGCCGACACAAAGUUUUCUGAGAACAGGUGUCAGAAAGCUCUGCCACUGGCUCACAGUGCGUACCAGUCCAACCUUCCCCACAACUACACCACGACGGUGCACAAGAACCAGCUGGCACAGGCUCUGCGUGUGUACAGUCAGCACGCUCGCGGCGUUGCCUUCCAGCGAUAUGCGCUGCAGCUUCACGAGGACUGUUACAAAUUCUGGAGCAACGGCCACCAGCUGUGUGAGGAGCGGAGCCUGACAGACCAGCACUGUGUGCACAAGUUCCACCUCCUCCCUCAGCCAGGAGAGAAGCCAGACAUGGAUCGCAACCCACCCAUCCUGAACCACAACAGCAGAGGGCGCUCCACCAGCUCCUGUAACUGUGGCAGGAAGCAGGCUCCUCGAGAGGAUCCGUUUGACGUCCAGGCUGCCAAUCAUGACUUCUACCAGAUGCUGGAGGACAAAUGUUGUGGGAAGUUGGAGAGGAUUGAGUUUCCAGUUUUCCAGCCCAGCACUCCUGACCCGGCCCCGGCCUGUAACCAGCCUCAGCGACUCCCGUCCGAGGCUUCUGCUGACACCGAGAGGCUGAAGGAGCCGCCAAGCACAGCACAGAGCCACACGCCCGGAGACACCAGCCUGAGCCUGGCUCUCAGUCUAGGCCAGUCCACAGACAGUCUGGGUACCUAUGGUGACGGAGAGGGAACAGAAACCCAAGUCCAGCAGAAGAGACCGAGCCUUGUCGAUCGGCAGCCUUCGACUGUGGAGUACCUGCCUGGUAUGAUGCACUCUGGCUGCUCUAAGGGUCUCUUACCCAAGUUCUCCAGCUGGUCACUGCUCAAACUGGGCCCAGCAAAGUCAUACAACUGCCACACGGGUCUGGAACAGCCAGGCUUCAUCCCAGGCUCCUCCUUCCUCUUGCCGUGGGACUUGGUCAUCCGCUCUCGGUCAGAGGACGAUACAGGACUGACGGAGUCGCUGGAUGGCGGCUCCUCGUCGUGGCCAGCUCCCAACAAAACCGUGGUGGGAAAGCGAGGGAGCACCGGAGGUCUGGGACGGAGCCGCAGGAGGGACGACAUGGCUCGUGCGUUUGUGGGGUUUGAGUAUGAGGACAGCAGGGGGCGACGCUUCGUUAGCUCCGGUCCUGAUAAAAUAGUGAAGGUGCUGGGACCAGGAGGCGCCAAGGAUCCCGCCACCAGGGUGCUCAACUCUGACAUGCCGCUGUACAUCCCGUCACCCUCUCAGGGCCGAAGCCUGAAGCCUCACUAUGCCCAGCUGACCCGAGUGUUCAUCGUGGUGCCUGAUGCUCCGCUGGAGGUGACUCUCAACCCGCAGGUACAGCCCGGUCCUCCUCCCUGUCCACUCUACCACCCCGAGCAGACGGACAUCGUGUUGCCGCCUGACGGUUUCUGGGUUCUGCGGUUCCCGUACUCUUACGCCACAGACCACGGCCCGUGUUACCCGCCCAAAGAAAACCAACCGCUCAACAACUACAAGGUGCUGCGAGGCGUCCUGAAGGCGUCCACGGCCAACCCUCCACCCCAGUGAACUGAAAGCACUUUCCUGGACACACGCUCACUUUUCGUCUCGAGAAGACGUUUCUGUUUGUUUUCCUGCUCGUGGCACGGUCAGGCAGUGACCUCGCUUUGUGACGUCUUUUUCACCAGAAAAAUGAUUAUUAUUUCUGUAUUCAAGUGCGUUCAAGAUCAUCUCGUAUCAUGCGUUUCUUUUUAUAUGUUUGUUUUAAAAGGUGAGGUUUGAUUUAAGAGAGGUCAGCAAAGUAAGAAGCCAUUAAAGCAGAGCCUGAGGUGAAGGAGUCCAUAAUUAGGCCGGACUGAUCUGGAUCAGAUAACAACAGCAUUGUAUAUACGUGUGUGUGUGUGUGUGUGUGUAUAUACACAUAUUUUUUUGUUUUUUGUAAAUGAAAAUAAGAAUAAAUGCUGUAUCAGACGUUA